Molecule: messenger RNA, 942 nt
Organism: Hevea brasiliensis (rubber tree)
Lineage: Eukaryota; Viridiplantae; Streptophyta; Magnoliopsida; Malpighiales; Euphorbiaceae
Product: NAD(P)H-quinone oxidoreductase subunit U, chloroplastic
Exons: 5
Coding region: 66-716 (216 amino acids)
Cellular component (GO): chloroplast thylakoid membrane; chloroplast; NAD(P)H dehydrogenase complex (plastoquinone)
Source: RefSeq, a predicted model, not a curated record
UGCCUUAUCUUUGUCAGUGUAAUAAGAGACCCAAAUAUGCACUGAUGUAAAGAGAUCGCCAAACUAUGGCUGUCUCAUCCACUGCAGCGACUGUGUACAUUUCCAGGCAAAAUUUUCCCAUUCCUACUACCAGGAAAGGCGCUUUCUUCUCAAAUUCCAUCACUUUUGCAGCAAGACCACGUAGAUUUCUUAUUAGAAGCUCCAGUGAUGGGUCAACAGAGGCAGCAGCUACAGAAGUAGAAGAGUUAGAGACAUCCAUUGAAGCACCAGAAGGACCUCCGUCUUUGAUUUCUGCUCUUAAUGUGGAGAGGGCUCUUCGCGGCAUACCGAUUACAGAUAUAGAUUAUUACGGAAGACUUGGGAUUGAAAGAGGAUGUUCAUUUGAAGAGGUUACAAUUGCAUAUAAAAACAAGGUUGAAGAAUUGCUGAAUCAGGGACUAGAUGAGGAAGAUGUCAGACAGAAAAUGGAACACUUAAAAGAAUCGUAUUCAAUAUUAUCAUCGGAAGAAGAGAGGAGAAUGUAUGAUUGGAGCUUGGCCAGAAGUGAAAAACCAGAGAGAUAUACAUGGCCUUUUGAAACAGACACGUUAACGCCACCAACACAGCCGCCGCCUCCACAGGAACCAGAAGAUGUGGAACCCACGAGGCUGGUGGGGUAUUUCUUGCUGGGAUGGCUACUCCUGUCCUUCGUAUUAUCUAUUGUCCUCAACCGAUAGAGUAAUUUAUCUUUUUCUUUAUACUAAUAUUGCAUUUAACCUGCAACUUUUAGGGAUUGCCACUGUUCACCCACAAUAUUUCAAUUUUAUAUUUUUUCCAAAAGAAAUAUGUUUAUUCUUUUUCCUUCAUUUUCACUAUUUAAAACUUUGAUUACAUAUGCCGUUGCCUUGCAUGGCGACGAUAUUUUCAAAAUUAAUGUCAUUUUAACUUCUUGAAUGAGACCAA